AUGAAUGUCCCCCCUCAGAAGCCGUUCCCUUCCGCCGCCCAGCGGCGCGUCCCACCUCCGUGGGUGCUUAAGUUCCCCGACACCUUUGCUUUCUGUGAGGUCGCAGAACUCACCGUGGUCUGGCGCAGUGCUGCCAUCUCCCCGCAGAGGAGUCCCCGAAGCAGAGGGACAGUUCCAACGAAGUUUGGGAGAUUCUCGCGGCGAUGCAGAGAUGCAGUGGGCUCCGCGGCUCAGCGGGCAGGAGGAAGAAUUGCCCGGACUCCGGGAGUGGGGGGCGGGGGGAUCCCCGCACUAACACCCGAGCCGCAACCUGGGAUCCCGGGCCCCACGGAGAAGUCGCGGCGUCUAGGGCGGGCCCCUCCCGGAAGGGGCCGUGGGGGUGGGCUGCCCGAGGCCCCGCCCCGGAGGCGGGAGCAGUCCGGGAGGGCGGGGUCCGGCCGGGCCCCCGGGGUUUGCGCGCCAGGUUCCCACUCGCGUGUGGUGCGGUCCGACCUGGAAGCGGUCGCGGCUGCCAGCGCCUCUCCAGCGCCCAGCGCCGCGGAAAAGCCGAGAGUCCUGUGGUCCAAGCGUGGCUGGUGCAGCCAAGGGGAGCUCUCCAGUCUCAGGGCUCCUCCCUGGGCCAAGCCCUCCAGAACACCAGCACUCCCGAAGACCAACAGCUAUUGGGGCCUCUACCUUCGUCAGCCGGCUCACACCCUGCUGGUGAACAUGGCUGCUGGGAAGGGUGCUGUGUGGAGCUCUUCGGCUGAAAACAGAUGGCGGCUUAGUGAAGCCGACCAGGGCAAGGGUUGCAAGCCAGUGCUGCUGGAGAAAACCAACCACCUGGACUCUGAGGCUGCCCCAGGCAGUGGGGGCCAGCAUGAGGCUUGUGCUGAACUGGUGCCAUCAGCCACCCCAGGCAGACUCAGACUGGGAAGGCCAACGUUGCAGAAGGUAUGCUGGGGACAGGGGCAAAGCGCCUUCACGGAGGUGCCUCGGCUCAACAAGAGGCUGGUGGGUGUGCAGGCCAAGGAAAGGGAGCAUGAUAACCCCGCAGGCCAGCGUGAUCCCCAGCAGCUGACCCAGGAUAUCCCCAGGGAUCCAGCUGGCAGCAAGGUCUUCUCUGUGUGGCCCAGCGAAGCCCGAGGGGAACAGAGAAGUGCCUUCAGCAAACCAGCCAGGUGUCCCACAGGGAGACCGGGGCCAACCUCUAUAUUCCAGGCAGGCGGACCGGCAGAUGUCCUUGGGGAGCUGUUGGGACUCAUCAACACGAUGGAUGUCCCUUGUUGGGGUCAAGUUUCAAAUUCUAAGUUUUUGGUAGGUGAUUUCUGGCACCUGCAAAUGUUGCCACAAAAUGCUCCUGUCUGGAGUGCUUUAGUGGGUGCCCCUACACUGUGGCAAAAGCAUGCCAUGGGCCAGAUGCCCAUGCCCUCAUCGUCCUCCUCCUCUGCCUCUUGGGCUCUGCUGCCACCCACGUUCACAUCCCUGGGCCUGUCCACCCAGAACUGGUGCGCAAAGUGCAACCUGUCCUUUCGCCUGACCUCUGACCUGGUCUUUCACAUGCGGUCCCACCACAAAAAGGAGCACGCAAGGCCUGACCUACAUUCUAAGAAGCUGAGAGAAGAAGCCCUCACAUGUCCCAUUUGCCAUGAAUACUUCCGGGAGCGCCACCACCUGUCUCGGCACAUGACUUCUCACAGUUAGUUAGUGUCUGUGGAGCAAACCUGUAGGGGAAGCUUCUAGGCUUUGGCAUGGAACCAGAGAUGGCUCACGGGUGUUUCCUUUGGAAAGGCUGGUCAGACUUGUCUGCAGGACCAUCUGCAUUGAGUUUGUAGACGAACAGCUUGGUCAUCAUUUGAAAAAGAGAAGUCCUUG
Molecule: messenger RNA, 1854 nt
Organism: Mustela lutreola (European mink)
Lineage: Eukaryota; Metazoa; Chordata; Mammalia; Carnivora; Mustelidae
Gene: ZNF488
Product: zinc finger protein 488
Exons: 3
Coding region: 1-1683 (560 amino acids)
Biological process (GO): regulation of DNA-templated transcription
Cellular component (GO): nucleus
Source: RefSeq, a predicted model, not a curated record